UAUUUGUCAAUAAAAAAUACUGCUUUAUUAAUGGCUGUGUUUCCCAUAAUUUUUUGGAUCUGCUCUAUGUUUAUGCCCGAAAGUCCAUAUUAUUACUUGAUGAAAAACAAGGAAGAAAAGGCAAAACAUUCAUUAAAAAUUUUAAGAAGAAAAAAAGAUGUUGAGACGGAGUUUGACCAAUUAAACAUAUUCCUUCAAAAACAGAUGUCCGAAAGAGGUACUUUUAGAGACCUAUUCUGCAUUCCAUUAAACCGAAAAAUUUUAAUACUGGUGACCCUAUUAAGAGCCUUCCAGUUUUUCACUGGCUACAUGGCUUUUACAUCCUAUAUUCAACUAUUAAUUGUACAAACUACGAACUUUAGCCCAGUUUUUGGUUCUUCUUUACUAAUUGUAUCUGGAAUUAUCAUUAUGACCCUGGGCUUGUUCUAUAUAGACAAAAUUGGAAGAAGAACUUUAUUUCUUGUUUCGAUGGUUUUGUGUUUCUGCGCGCUUAUUUCGAUGGCGGUAUUUUUAUCCAUCCACGACUAUACUAGUAUAGAUGUAUCAUCCGUAUCAAUUUUGCCUUUGGUGUUUGUGAUAGCUUACAAUGUUUUUUAUUGCGGUGGGCUAGGAAUUGGUGUUAAUAUUUACAUUGCGGAGGUGUAUCCUAGUAACAUCAAAGCAAAGGGUCUUGCGAUAGCAAGUUUAGUAUAUGCUGUUACUCUGAUAAGUAGUACCAAAGUUUAUCAGUUUACGACGGAUUAUAUAGGAGCAUCAGUUCCAUUCUAUAUAUUUGCUGGAACGACUAUAGUUGGAAUCGCUUAUAUUUAUUUCUUUAUUCCUGAAACGAAAGGGAAAACAUUAGAACUAAUCCAACAGGAGCUGAGAAAGGGGAAAAAGUCGUCUAUUAUAUGAAAAUUCACCGCAAAAUAAACUGUGCUAAACCUAAUGUAUCUUUUAAGGAUACAAAGAGAUUUAUAUUUGAUGUAUAUACUGCAUUUGAUAAUGCAAAUACUGAUAAUAAUUCGUUAAUUUAUUAUCAGAUUUAUUGUCUGGUAUCUUGGACUCUGGUCCCGAUGAUUUAUUAAAGCAAAAUAAGGCUUUGAUUUUUAUAAUUAUAAUAAUAUUUAAACUUAUAUAUACUUCAGAAUGUGUAAUAAGACUAUAAUUACUCAUUUAAAGGUAUGUUAAUUUAGAAAAUUGUACAUUUCAGCAUUUCAACCUAAACAAAACCAUCGAAUCAAAAAUUAGUUCAAUUUACAAUUUACUAUUGUUAAGUUUGUUGUUAAGUUUUUUCUUGUUAAUGCUGCUUCUAAUAAUUAGUUAGUGUUAUUAGUAAUUUAGAUCAAUUUUAGAAUUCUGUAGCAAACCAGUAAAUAUAAUUUUCUUGUUUUGUAUACGAUUUAGAAUGCAAAUAUUAAAAACAUGUAUUUGACGGUUUAACAAUGUGAUUAGUAUUAAAAAUUGUAUAGAAUUGGAAGAGAAAAAGAACUAUUGUUGUAUAUAGAUAUAUGUAUAUAAUUAUACAACU
Messenger RNA from Sitophilus oryzae (rice weevil), 1510 nucleotides. RefSeq names its product facilitated trehalose transporter Tret1-like. The record is from RefSeq and is a predicted model, not a curated record. Gene Ontology annotation, biological process: transmembrane transport. Bases 31 to 894 code for a protein of 287 amino acids. Lineage: Eukaryota; Metazoa; Arthropoda; Insecta; Coleoptera; Curculionidae. Gene Ontology annotation, cellular component: membrane. The transcript has 2 exons. Gene Ontology annotation, molecular function: transmembrane transporter activity.